Molecule: messenger RNA, 2595 nt
Organism: Effrenium voratum
Lineage: Eukaryota; Dinophyceae; Suessiales; Symbiodiniaceae
Source: the annotation of a GenBank genome assembly
GCGAGCAAGCAAGCAAGCAAGCAAGCGCACACGCACCGUGCGUGUACGUAAUGCUAGUGGUGGAAAGCGCACCUGUAAUUUCAACGUGCAAGGGGCCUUUUGGCAAGCAGCCGCAAGCAUGUGUGUGUAGAAAGGGUGGGCUGCAAAGAAUGUGGGAAACAGAAAGUGCAGCAUGCUGGACCACUGGAAGCUUUCGUGGGGCAACGCAGGUGGGUGCCAGCAUGGCAAGAGACACUUGUUGAAUCGUUCUGGCAGCAGCUUUGACGGGCCGGAAGCCAAUUCGUUGGGCAGGUCUAAUUCAGGCCUGUUUCACCACACUUGCGGGGCCUGGCACAACAAGGCUGGCGUGAACUGCGGGUAUGGGUGGGACUCCGCCUGCAAGCUGCAAGUGCUCCACGGGUCUGGCAUAGCGUACCAGGUCCAGAGCGCGGAGCUGGAGUUCGCCACAGACGACCCGAGCCAGGCCCGGGCCUUCCGCGGGCGCAUGGACGUGCCUGCGACCUACUCGGGCACUGCGACGGCCAACAGCUGGUCCACCUUCAACAGCAGGACAAGCUUCGGAUUGGCCACCUGGGACUAUCCGGAUGCCAGCAAGGCCCGGGUGUGCGUGGCGUUCACGGACAGCUCUUCUGGUGGGGCCUUGUAUACGCGGCUGACAACAUACAGUGGGAGCGAGAUUUUUCAGGACAACAUGGGUGGAAGCUGGUCCAACAGCGGACUCAUCCACUGGGAGUGCGGGUCCUGGCGGCCUCGGAGCAACUUCAUCUGCGGGUAUGGAUGGGGCACCUCAUGCAAGUUGCAGUUCAAGCACACUCAGUCGGUCAACGUAGUGAUUUGGUACGUGAACAUCGAGUUCCAGAAUCAGGACCCGCUGGUUCAGACGGCCUACAUCGGACGGCUUCAGCUGGAUGUCUCCUCCUGGCUCCCCGCCAACCCGGGAAGCUGGCAGCGGAUCAGCCAGCACACUGGCCUGGCCGUGAAAUCCGCGGACUACCCCACGGCCACGGAGGUGCGCACCUGCGUCAGCUUCGUGGACGAAAGCGCGGGCGGCUCUUUGAAGGUGCGCAUUCGCCGUACGGACUCUGGCGGGGGCACUGUCUUCAUGGAGGACAGCUUGCGGGGGACCUGGUCGGGUCUGGGGCUGGUGCACAUGGAAUGCGGGACCUGGCGGCCCUUGAACUCCAUCUCCUGCGGGUCAAGCUGGAGCAAUACCUGCCAAGUGGACGCCCUCACCACGGAGGGCGUGAACUUCGGGGUCUGGUUCGCCUCCCUGGAGUUCCGGGCCUCGCUGCCCCGGGACGUGUGCCGCUUCGCGCCCGUCUACGCCAAGGAGGCAGAUGACGUGGUGGAGAUCUUCAAGAUCGGCUCCUGGCCGGACUGGCAGUACUUCCUGGCGGACGCCCCGGUGUACUGCCCAGAAGGCAAGGUCCUCACGGAUUUGAAUGCGACAACAGAACACUUGCACUACUCCUGCGGGUCGGUGGCAGGCCUGGGCAGCUGCAUCGAGGGCUUCUCACCGCAGGCGGAUGUGAAGGCCUGGAGCAACUACCAGGCCCUCGGCUCCCUGCAGGUGGCGUGCCCCACCGACGCCUUGCUCAACGGCUUCCACUUUGAGUUCUCCGAAGGGGGCAACUGGAUGCGCUUCCGCUACACCUGCUGCAAGGCGGCGGGGGCUCCCAUGGUCCUGAGCUCCACCACCCCCACCGCGGCCCCGGCCGUCGAGGGCAUGUACUGCGCCGACGGCAAGGAUGCUUCAGGCAGGCCGUCCUACAAGCGUGUGGCCGGGGGCGGCAACAGGCUGAGCUUCUACCCCAUAACGGGCAGAUGGUGCAUCGGCGGCGCGUGCGCGCCGGUGAACGGCGCAGUGAGCCCCGUAGGGUUGCAGGGCCAGGGCUUCGACGUGGUGGCGAUGUCGGACUUCGACGGCCAGUUCGAGGGGAAAGGCAUCCCCAAGAUGGGCGGCAGCCAGGCGGGCGCGCUCAAGAGUCGGCUGCGGGCCAUCAAGACGCCGAAGCGGCCCAAGGCACCGAGGGUGCCAACGCUGGAGGGCUUCACAGUAGAGGAGCCCACCUAUGCGGCGGAGUGCAUGGACUACAGCCAGCUGUGGAACUCCAUCCAGGAGAGCUACAAAGACGCUUCCGGCGUAGUCCAGGCGCAUAUGAACCAGCUGAAUGCUGAGCCGGUGUAUGACCUGCCGGAGACCAACCCCUGCGCGGUGGCGGGCGCGGUCUCGGGGAAGCGGGGGAAGAUCGGGGGCGGGGACGGGCGCGCCACCCCGGAGAAGAUGGACUACACAGAGCUGGAUGGGUGCGCGGCGCGGGUCAUCACCCGGGAGCUGGAGGAAGCGAGGCUGGAGCGGGACAGCGCCAUCUUCUCCACUGUCACAGAUGUAGCCUAUGAGUCCAUCGACCUCAUUUGCGACAUCCCGCCCAACGUGGAGACCGCGCCCAUGGGAGUUGGUGCGGAGUUUCAGCCAGAGGAGUUCUGCGGAGACGCCUCCGAUCUGACGAAGGCGAUGCUUCUGAUGGGCAACUUCCAGUCAGGCAUUGGCUAUGCAAGCGCCCUGUAUAACAUCGAGUAUGAGGACAACCAGGA